Synchiropus splendidus (mandarinfish) is the source of this 1751-nucleotide messenger RNA. It is a transcript of the gene fdxr, whose product is annotated as ferredoxin reductase. The record is from RefSeq and is a predicted model, not a curated record. The transcript has 12 exons. NCBI's taxonomy places the organism in Eukaryota, Metazoa, Chordata, Actinopteri, Syngnathiformes, Callionymidae. Gene Ontology annotation, biological process: ubiquinone biosynthetic process. Bases 191 to 1678 code for a protein of 495 amino acids. Gene Ontology annotation, cellular component: mitochondrion.
UGACACAGGAUUUGGGAGAUGCGUUUGUUUACAUAUUUAGCCUGAAUUAACCGCGAGGCGACCGGCGCCAAAGAGAGUAUUCGUGUCAAGAUAGAUCACUCUCCUUGACUUUUGCUCCUGGUGCUGCUAUCUGCCAGAAGCCUGAAGGAACACCGACAUGUAGAACAGCUGGCCUGAUUCUAAACCAAACAUGAACGCUCGUAAGGCACUGUUUUCCGAGUUCAAAUUGUGGAAUUUGGGAAGAAGUUGGAGGUCGAGUCGAUAUGGCUCUUCAGGUGGGCAUGGAAAGGCUGCCUUUUCCUCCUGUGGGCCCAAGGUGUGUAUAGUGGGAGGUGGUCCAGCUGGUUUUUAUACAGCUCAACACUUGAUCAAGGCUCGCCAGGACGUGGAAGUGGACAUCUACGAGCGUCUGCCGGUCCCAUUCGGGCUGGUCCGGUUUGGGGUUGCCCCUGAUCAUCCAGAAGUCAAGAACGUCAUCAACACGUUCACGCAGACGGCCAAAAAUGCUCGCUGCAGUUUCUACGGCAACGUGGACGUUGGCAAGGACGUGAGCGUAGAAGAGCUUCAGCGAGCAUACCAUGCGGUCGUACUGAGUUACGGCGCAGAGGGAAACAGAAGUAUCGGAGUACCAGGGGAGGACUUAGACGGGGUUUAUUCUGCUAAGGACUUUGUGGCCUGGUACAACGGACUGCCCAGCUGUCGGCAGCUGAGUCCAGACCUGAGCUGCGAGACGGCCGUUAUCCUUGGUCAAGGCAAUGUAGCCUUGGAUGUUGCCAGAAUUCUGCUCUCCCCCAUUGACAUUUUAAAGAAGACCGACAUCACCCAUCCGGCCUUGCUGGCACUGACAGAGAGCCGCGUCCGCAGAGUAUUGAUUGUUGGAAGAAGAGGACCAAUGCAAGUGGCUUGUACCAUCAAGGAGCUCAGGGAGAUGGUUAACCUUACUGACACCCGUCCUGAGAUGUUGCCAGCAGAUUUUGAAGGCGUGUCUGAGGCCCUUCGUGAUGCCCCGAGGCCGAGGAAGCGUCUGACCGAGCUCAUGGUGAAAACAGCUCUAGAGCCUCCGAGUGAGAAGGAGCAGGAAAGGCGAAACAAAGCGUCGCGGGUUUGGGGUUUUAGAUUCUUCAGAAGCCCUGUGGAGAUCCACUCUGACCCCGGCUGCAAUAGAACCACUGGCAUCCGGCUGGCAGUCAACAAGCUGGAGGGUUCUGGUGAUUCUGCCCGUGCAGUCCUCACUGGAGAAGUAGAGGAUAUCUCGUGCGGGCUGGUCAUCGGCAGCAUCGGCUACAGGAGUCUUGCCAUUGACCCGUCUGUGCCUUUUGACUCCAGCAAAGCCAUUGUACCAAAUAUUAUGGGCCGUGUUCAUCAAACUGCAGGGCUGUAUUGUAGCGGCUGGCUCAAGACUGGACCCACGGGAGUCAUCGCCACCACCAUGAACAAUAGUUUUGACACAGCCCGCUCUGUCAUGGAGGAUAUGGAUUCUGGAAUCGUGGACCUGUCUGCUGCCAAGCCAGGGGCUUCUAGAGUCAGCGCACUGCUUGAAGAAAGAGGUGUAAAACCAGUGAGCUUCUCAGACUGGGAGAAGAUCGACCGCCUGGAAGUGAGUCGUGGUGAAGCUGCCAAAAAACCAAGAGAGAAACUGCUGACGGUGGAAGAGAUGCUGAAAGUGGCUCACACAUGAUCGCGGUGAUUCAGCUUUUUUUUUUUUAUUAUUGUAAAUGAAUCUUUGGAAAACAUAAAAGUUUGACUGCAAU